Messenger RNA from Saitoella complicata NRRL Y-17804, 1686 nucleotides. Its product is annotated as auxin efflux carrier. Gene Ontology annotation, cellular component: membrane; endoplasmic reticulum. The transcript has a single exon. The coding region runs from base 280 to 1497 and encodes 405 amino acids. Gene Ontology annotation, biological process: transmembrane transport. NCBI's taxonomy places the organism in Eukaryota, Fungi, Ascomycota, Saitoellomycetes, Saitoellales, Saitoellaceae. The record is from RefSeq and is a predicted model, not a curated record.
UCACUCCGCGGUCCUUCAUAUGAAAGACAUCACCUCGCCAUUGACGAGUUUGAGAUCAUUUCCCUUGCAACUGAUCAAGAGUCUCGAAGUUCAACUGCUUCACCACGGACAAUCGGCAUUCACAAUCCUCGAUCGUUUCAUGCGCUGCAAAUUUGUGACGUGAGUGGCCGCGCAUCACCCAACCUUAAAUCCGCAACACCGCCUCGAAACUGCAGCACACUCCAAGACCCCCAAAAAGGCCCUUGAUCCGUCAGUCCUUCGCUCUUCACUACAAGCAGGAUGAUGGGCUAUAUCUUCGAAACAACGAUCGCGGCCGCACAGGCUUCGUUUUCUGUGUUGCUCGUCCUUCUUUACGGGUAUAUCUCUCGACGUUAUUCCUUGAUCUCAGAGGAGGGGGAGAGGAAUAUGUCUUACCUCGGCGUCCACGUCUUCCUCCCUGCCCUCCUCUUCACCCAAAUCGGACCUCAAGUAUCCGUGUCAAAGUUGAUCGAAUACUGGCCUCUCGUACUCGGUGCUCCGGCAUUCAUGGCGGUUAGCUUGUUGUUGGGCUGGGUUGGGCAUAAGUUCUUUGGGAUGCCGGGAUGGAUUAUGGCUGCGGCUGUGUUUAACAAUGUUACGUCGUUGCCGCUCUUGCUCUUGGAAUCGUUGGAGAAGACGGGGACGUUGGAGCCGCUUGCGGGGGGUGGGAGUGUCAGUGAUGCACUCGCUAAGGGCAAAUCGUAUAUUUUGGUGAAUGCCCUCGUUAACAACAUUAUGCGGUUUGCGUUUGGGCCAAUGUUGAUUGAGAAGGGGGAGGAGGAGGAUCAGGAGAGGGAUGAAGAGGCCGAGGGUGGGAACGGUAGGGAUAACGAUGAUGAUAGGCAGCCGUUAUUGAAUGGACGGGGAAGGAGUAACUCGGACAUUUCGCGCAAGAGUCACGAUAGUGAUCGCAGUAUGGAGGCGUCAACAAGGGUCAAGAAGGAUGCGAUGACGAUCUUCCAGAAGGUUAAGGCUUCGAUGAAUCCGCCUCUUGUUGGUGGUCUUAUCGCUGUCUUCAUUGGCUGCAUCCCGGUUCUUCACAAGCUUUUCUUCUCCGACGAUGGAGCGCUUAACCCAUCCUUGACGCAAUCCAUCGACAAGCUCGGUGGUCUCUAUACCGCUCUCCAAAUGUUCACACUCGGCUCGAAACUCCAAUCCAAAAGAGGCGCCUCGGUCCCAACCUUCGCACUCAUCUACCUCUUCGCGAUUCGGUUCCUCAUCAUCCCGGCACUCUCCCUCACCGCGGUCUACUUCCUCCACGGCUACUGGACAUCGGACCUCAUGCUCAACUUCAUCCUGGCGAUUGGACCAGUUGGGCCGCCCGCGAUCACGCUUGCGGCCGUGGUAGAGAUGAGUGGUGUUGGAGCGGCGGAGGAGGGGAGGGUGGCGAGGAUGCUGACGUGGAGUUAUAUUGUCACGCCGGUCAUCAGUGGCCCCGUAGUGGCGGCUUUGGCCUUAGCAAAGAACAUGGCAAAGUAGAUGGAACCUCAAUGUAUAUAAUCAGCAGUCCGCGGAGAGGAGGGGAUUCCCGUUCCUGGCUGUGGUUUGCUGCGGAACAACGCAUUCGAGCCGUCCCCCACCCCGAGCAAAUCUGCUGGACCUACUUCCAGCCUGCAGCGACCCACAGCCCGUACGAAGGAUAGACGAGCGACCAGGACGAGCAAAGCC